AUGGACAACAGCCAAGAGCAGGAAACGGGUCGUCAACGCAUGCGCGAGCUCUUCCAGCAACGUGACGCCGAACGGGGCAGUCUCAAGCACAAGCAGCCGAUCUUCAAGUCUGCCGAACAACAGAUGCAACUGCAGAAGCAAAAGCAAAAGCAACUACUGCUGCAGCAGGAAGGCGGCGUAGUCUGGACUCCCAAUGCUGUUGCGCGGAAAAUUAGACAACCAACCGCGAGCAGAGGACAAUAUCCUAUCUUUGACGAGCACAUAUGGGACGAAGACCGACGUCCUCAGCGCGCCAAUCAGGACCGGUCCGUCAGUCCGAAGACACGUGUCGCCAAAGACGACGAUCAAAUCCGUGCAUGCACUAGCAAUGGUAAUAGCAGCAGUAACGGUAACAGUAACAUGAAGACCACGUCGGGCACCAGACUUCAGGAGCGCCGGAAACAUGGCACGGACAAAGACACACCCUACGAUACCAUCACCUCGAACAGAAAGAAGCCUUCAUGA
This is a messenger RNA of Cladophialophora carrionii CBS 160.54, 504 nucleotides long. RefSeq lists its product as uncharacterized. Lineage: Eukaryota; Fungi; Ascomycota; Eurotiomycetes; Chaetothyriales; Herpotrichiellaceae. Bases 1 to 504 code for a protein of 167 amino acids. The record is from RefSeq and is a predicted model, not a curated record. The transcript has a single exon.